AUGGCGCCGUCGUCGGGCAGAUAUUCGCAAUCGCCUGCGCUGCUGUUGCUCGCGAUCGACCUAGCCUGCGCCACCACCAGUCUACUCGCCGCCGACGCAGCAGCUGCCGUCUCUCAGCCUCGGCUCUUGACGAGGCGCGUGCUCGGCAGCCUCCUGCUACAUCCCGUCGCGGCGGCGGCGGCACCGCCCGCCUCCCAGGCGCCUUCGCGGCUGUACGAGGCGGUCGCAGCACGCCGCCCGUCGGACUGGACGGCGGCAGAGCGGCCCGCGAUCGACGCUCUGGUGGAGGAGGUGGCGGCGCUGCGCGCACCGUGGCGCCAGUCGGACCUGCGCGGCGUGUGGCGAUUGGCGUACUUGCUGCCAGGGCCGGACGGCGCAGGCGUCGACCGGAGGGUGUUCGGCGCGUCCAGCGUCACGAACGUCGGCGAGCUGCUCGGGCCCUCGCUCGCGGACGAGGCCGUCACCGCGGCGCCGAAGCGCUUCCGCGCAGACAUCACGCGCGGCAGCCUGUGCCUUGGCGGCGACGUCGACGAGGGUGGCGUGUGCGCACCUCUGCCUAUCCAGGGGGUUGGCCUUUUCGACGGCCUCUACUUGGACAAGCGGCUGCGCAUCGGGCAGAACCUCAACGGGGGAGGUGCACGCAUCGUGCAGGUGCGCGUGCGGUGA
Molecule: messenger RNA, 666 nt
Organism: Emiliania huxleyi CCMP1516
Lineage: Eukaryota; Haptophyta; Isochrysidales; Noelaerhabdaceae
Exons: 3
Coding region: 1-666 (221 amino acids)
Source: RefSeq, a predicted model, not a curated record